This is a messenger RNA of Candoia aspera, 3878 nucleotides long. RefSeq names its product PBX/knotted 1 homeobox 1 (gene PKNOX1). The record is from RefSeq and is a predicted model, not a curated record. The transcript has 12 exons. The coding region runs from base 904 to 2295 and encodes 463 amino acids. Gene Ontology annotation, biological process: angiogenesis; regulation of transcription by RNA polymerase II. Gene Ontology annotation, molecular function: RNA polymerase II cis-regulatory region sequence-specific DNA binding. NCBI's taxonomy places the organism in Eukaryota, Metazoa, Chordata, Lepidosauria, Squamata, Candoiidae.
CCAAAUUAUUUUCAGUGUAAUACCUUCUGUACCUAAAUAUUGCAGCUGGGAGAUUUUUCCAUUGAUGUCUCCAGAGAGAGCCACUGAAAAUAGAGAGGACUAUAUGAUAAAGGUUACAUUUUGAGGGAAUCUGCUCAUGUUCUUGUAUGCUUCUCCAUUAUAUUAGUUGAUACAUUCAUCCCUCUCACCACUAGAACUAAAAAAAAACCAGCAUCCUGCUCCUUAUGAAAAGGAUUUGUUUGAAUUACACUUCCAUCCAAACUAAAAAAAUACAGGGCAGGUUCAUUAAACACUUCUAAUUUCAGCAGUUAAUAACCUGCUGUUUUGAGAAUAAGACAAUAAUGUCAUCACAGAAAGAGAGAAGGCAUGCACACUGAUAGGCUCAAUGGCCAGCUUGGUGAGAGAUUCAGUCAUCCAGUUGGGAAACAAUGAUGCUACAGUGAUGGGUGUUGCCACAGACAGUAUCUUUCACUUGAUGGGUAUAGAUGAAAGAGCUUCUUGACAAUAUAUCUGUCUGACAGUAUUAUAUUUCUAUAAACUGAAGUUCUCUGUUUUAAAAACUGUUAAAACAUAAUAUGAAUGCAAUGCAGGUUUUCCUGCAUUGGCAUUGACCAGCUAUGACAUCUCUGUGCUUCCUUCUGGGCUGAUAAUUUCCUGCUUUGUUUUGUUUUCAACUCCUAUAUCUACUGAAUGUCAAUGAGAGAGCAAAAGAACCCCUGAAGAUUCUUGCUUCCUUCCAAUGCUGUUUUACUUUGAGACUUUGGAGCUUCUUGAAAAUGUGUAAGAUAUUAUAAAAUAAAGGAAGAACUAUCUGACCAUCAGAAAUUUAUUGGAUGGAAAUUCUGCUAUAACAGAAAAUUUGAACUAAGAUAUGAUUUGACUUUAAAGCAACUCUCAGUAACCAUGAUGGCAACGCAGACGUUAAGUAUAGACAACUAUCAAGAUGGGCAACAACAGAUGCAAGUAGUAACAGACCUAAAAACUGAGCAGGAUCCAAACUGCUUAGAAACAGAUGCAGGAGGAUUGAGUCCUUCCCCAGUUGAGUCUCAGACACCGAUGGAUGCAGACAAGCAGGCUAUUUACAGGCACCCGCUGUUUCCUUUAUUAGCACUGUUAUUUGAAAAAUGUGAACAAUCUACACAGGGUUCAGAAGGCACAACAUCUGCAAGUUUUGAUGUAGAUAUUGAAAACUUUGUUAGGAAACAGGAGAAGGAAGGAAAACCCUUUUUUUGUGAAGAUCCAGAAACGGAUAAUUUAAUGGUAAAAGCAAUUCAGGUUCUACGAAUUCAUCUGCUUGAGCUAGAAAAAGUUAAUGAGCUCUGUAAAGAUUUUUGUAGUCGCUAUAUUGCAUGUCUAAAGACUAAAAUGAACAGUGAAACUCUGCUAAGUGGAGAAUCUGGGAGUCCUUAUUCACCAGUACAACCCCAGUCCAGCAACUUUAAACAUGAUAAAGAUAGCUUGGAUUUGCUGGAGCAGCUGUCUUCAUGGAAAGAGUCACCAGAAAAUCCAAUUCAAAGUGCCAUCACAGGUACGCUAAGUCCCCAGGGGAUAGUGGUACCUGCAUCAGCACUGCAGCAGGGAAAUGUAACUAUGGCAACAGUUGCAGGUGGCACGGUAUAUCAGCCAGUAACGGUGGUCACACCUCAAGGACAAGUAGUAACACAAGCACUGUCACCUGGAACCAUCAGGAUCCAGAAUUCACAGCUCCAGUUACAACUUAACCAAGAUUUAAGCAUCUUGCAUCAAGAUGACGGAUCAUCAAAGAAUAAAAGAGGUGUUCUUCCAAAGCAUGCUACAAAUGUGAUGAGAUCUUGGCUUUUCCAGCACAUAGGGCAUCCAUAUCCAACAGAAGAUGAGAAAAAACAGAUAGCAGCACAAACGAAUCUUACAUUACUCCAAGUUAACAACUGGUUUAUCAAUGCUAGAAGGCGAAUUCUCCAGCCAAUGUUGGAUUCCAGCUGUUCUGAAACACCAAAAACGAAGAAGAAAACAGCUCAAAACCGACCAGUUCAAAGGUUCUGGCCAGACUCCAUUGCAUCAGGAGUAGCUCAGCAUCAAUCAAAUGAACUUACUAUGUCAGAUGGAGCUGUUGUAACAAUUACUGCUCCAGUCAACAUGAAUGUAGACAGUCUCCAGUCACUGUCAUCUGAUGGUACUACUUUGGCUGUUCAGCAAGUCAUGAUGGCAGGGCAAAGUGAGGAUGAAUCUGUAGACAGCGCUGAAGAUGAUGGAACAGAUCUCUCAACUACAAAUAUCAGUGGGCUGGUCUUGGAUAACAGUGAUUCUCUGCAAUAGGAAGCAAGAGGACCUGACCUAAAUCUAUUAGGAAAAACAACGGACUGACUGACUUUUUAUAGUUUGCACAGCAAACGUUUUACACAAGUUUUAUUUCUAAUAUGUUUUAUAUGUAGAUAUAGAAGAGUGCACUUUUUUGUAUUUCAUAGUAAGCUUAAAGAGUGUCUUUGCAGGUGCAGCAACUUCUUUCAAAUGUGUUGGUUUUUUGGUUUUAAUUUUGAAAAUCUAGUAAGUUAAAAAAAAAUGAUCACCCCAUUUGUUUCCCUAAAGUUAUUAUUUCAUUCACCAAAAAAAAAAAGCUAAGUCAACCUGAAUAAAAAAUGGGUAUAACGGGGUUGCAGACAUGGGGUAAAGUGGUGGUUGCCUGGAAUUUGAGUUAGUCUUGUAUCAACAUGGAUUUAAACUUACCCCAACCAGACAAUCACUAUGUUACUCAGUUCUUGCUGUUCUAUAGCAUCAUAAGAUCUGCUGCAAUUUUCAGACAUAUAAAAUUGCACUGCUAUGGGAGAACUGAAAGUACUUUUUAUCUCACUGAAGGUAACCAGCUUCAGUUCUGUCAUUUUAACAAUGGUGGUUUAAUAAUGUAAAUGUAAAGCAUGUCAAACUAGUGUAUGGGAUUUGUUUAUGAAGUUAGCCAUGUAGAUUUGAAAGAUGCUUCUGCACCUUAAAAAAAAAAAACUAAACUGCCAGUCUAAAGUGGGCAACACAUACAAAAAAAAAAAGAAGUGGAAAUGUGUGAUUCCGUAAAGAAUGCAUGGCAUUUAUUAUAAACUUAAUUUCUUCAGGAGAUGUUAGGCAGACAACCCUAGAUCUCAUUGUACCUUUGAAAUCUGCUGUUGAUAUGGCUACCACAGCUUCUUCCUCAUCCUUCCCCCUUUUUUUAGCCACCUGCCCAGUGGCUCCUUUGCAAUGUUUUUCUGCAGCAGAUAGGGUGAGGUUAGAAAGGCAAUAAAAGGAUUAGUGGAGCCAGAAGAAGCAGUGAUUGUAGCUCUCUUCAGGUGAUACAUUCUGGUGUAGAAUUCAGCAUGUAAGGAGCAGUGAGCCACCCCUGCACUGUCUUCGUAGUAGUGGUGACAUCACUGGAAAACUGGUCUCCACAAGCCAGGUGUGAUUGUCUGCAGUAUGGAGUUCGAAAAUGCACGGUUCCAGUUUUCAUAGAACUCUUCACGUGCAUGAGAAGGCUUCCAAUUGCUAACAGUCAUGCUGUAUUCAAAGAAGACUGGCUGUUAGUUGACGUCAUAGCGUGACUUAAAGAGUGGAAGGCUUAUUAGCCAUUCGUCAUGUGUUGAAUUCUAAGUGGGAGUCUCUUGCCUGAACAGCUGUUCUCUUAUCCCAGUUCAAGGAUACAUUUAAAGGUACAGGAGAUGCUAUAAGGUGUGCUCCUAGCUAGUGUGUCUGUUCAUUGUUUGCUAUAAAACACUUAUUUUUACCUUUAUCAGGAUUAUUGGAUGAAAAAUAUUUUUAUAAAUUCUCUAAGAAUUGGAAGGAUGACUGUAUUAAGCACGAGGAAAAGGUGUUUAGUACUACUAUUUGGAAGGUUAUGAAAACAGUCUGAAUUGAAUAAACACGCCUAUGUGACAUUC